ACAUGAUAGAGGGAUACUACAGUGUGUAGUAUAGUAUUCUAUAGCAUUCUAUUGUAAGUACUGUAGACCUCUAUAGUAAACUGCAGUAUUUUUUUAUGUGGGUAUACGAUAUACAGUCCUUGGUAGCAGAUCAUUUUUGGACACUGCACCGCGACAACUGCACGCCCAUUGUGGCGCAGAGGGACAAUCUGUUCACAAGAGCAGAGAGGCAGCGACACGACUCAUUUGCAUGAGGCAGCCUAGGAACGAGGACAAGCUGCGCUGCGGUUCUGGUCUGAUGAGGCAGCAACAAGGACCAGACAACAUGUACAUUUGAGCCACAUAAAGGGCGAACAAUCCGCGAUAUGGUUGUCAGAGCAUGGAAGCUCCAGAAGACGUGUCGGUCCGGGAACAGCUUUUCCACGACCGAGUCAGAGAGACCAUAAUCUGUGUCCUGCUUUUCAUAUGUCUCUACAUUGUCUCCUAUCUGGUCAUCACCCACUACAAGAAGAAUGCUGAGUUUACCAUAGAUAACAGUGAAGAUGCAACAGUCAACAAAAUUGCGCUGUGGCUCUGUACGUUCACUCUCUCUGUCUCUGUGGGCGCUGUUCUACUCCUACCACUCUCCAUCUUGUCCAACGAGGUCCUGCUCUCCUUCCCACAGAGCUACUACAUGCAGUGGCUUAACGGAUCCCUUAUACACGGACUGUGGAAUAUAGUCUUCCUCUUCUCCAACCUAUCCCUGGUCUUCCUCCUGCCCUUUGCCUACUUCUUCACUGAGUCUGAGGGCUUCGCUGGAUCCAAAAAGGGUGUGAUGGCCCGUCUGUAUGAGACAGCAGUAGUCCUCUUCCUCCUGACCCUGCUCGUGUUGGGGAUGGUGUGGGUGGCAUCAGCCAUCCUUGAUGACAACAUGGCCAGACAAAGUCUUUAUGAUCUGUGGGAGUAUUACCUGCCUUAUCUGUACUCCUGCAUAUCCUUGUUCGGAGUCCUGCUGCUGUUGUUAUGCACUCCUCUAGGACUAUCACGCAUGUUCAGCGUCACAGGAAGGCUACUGGUCAAACCCAGGUUGCUGGAGGACCUUGAUGAGACAAUGAGUUGUGCUGAGUUUGAAGAGGCCUCUCUAUCCAGGAACCUCACUAGUGGGACCUCGUUAUGGAUUAAUGUGAAUGCAGAGGUUCUGAGGAACCGGUUCCUCAACAUUCAGGCCCGGCGGAUUGCUCUGGAGAUACGGAAGAGAGCGUCACCAUGGCAGCGUAACCUAGGAUACCCAUUGGCCAUGCUGUUGCUGCUGGCUGUAACGGUGGUGUGUGUGCUUAUUGUGUGUUACCAUGUGGUGGAGUUGCUGUUUGACGAUACAGCUAUGCCUCGAGGGAUGGAGGACCCUCUCCUGGGCGCUGCCUCGUUCUCCAUGUUUGGUUCGUUAGGGGCUGCAGUGCAGGUGAUCCUCAUCCUGUAUCUCAUGAUCUCCUCAGUAGUGGGUUUCUACAGCUCCCCACUGUUCACUGGACUACGCCCCCGCGCACAGGACACCACACUGACACAGAUUAUUGGGAACUGUGUUUCUCUAUUGGUGCUCAGCUCAGCUCUGCCUGUAUUUUCUAGGACUUUGGGGAUCACCCGGUUUGAUCUGCUGGGAGACUUUGGUCGGUUUAACUGGCUGGGAAACUUCCACAUCGUCUUCCUGUAUAACAUACUGUUUGCCGGGCUGACCUCUGCCUGUCUGAUCAACACUCUCACAUGGACUGUACAGAGGGAACUCAUCAGAGCAUUCGGGCUGCAUAAACUGCCAUCGACUGUGUCCCGCUCCACCAUCCCACUCAGGCUCCUAUUGGCUAAUGGACUCUCAAAGAUUCAGUGACACUUGAACAAGCCAAUGACCUUGGCUAACCAAAGUGAGUUUACCAAAAAUCCGUGUCCCCAAAUAUUGAGCUGAUGUAAACUCUCAUUGAAAGAGAGAAGAGAUUGACCUGUUUGCUGAUGGACGACUGGUGAUCCUGUCACUACUGAUAUGAGAAGAGGAGGAAACUUGGUUAGAUUAAACUUAUCGUCUGAUCAGGAAUGGACUUGGACCUCAGACAUGAUCAUACAUACAGAGAAUAGGUACAGGUACUGCGCCAAAGGGGACCAAUGUAAUUUGUCUCCUUUUCUGUCAGGUCUAUAACGGAGUAAGUGAGAAAUAAAAUUAAAAAAGAAGAGGGAGACAAUGGUGAAGAAAACAAAAUGAACAGAAAGGGAGCAAGAAUUUAGGUUUCUAUGCGUAGAGUAUGGAGAUGGUCAUCUUCGAGUCCCAAGGUCAUUCCCAAUAUAUGAACACUUCAAAGACAUCCAAAGUGACUUCUGCUGAAAUGUCUGCCAAUCUCAAAACAUCUGGAUCCCUGACUCUUUGACUGGAAGGAACUCCACAAGAACUUCAGCUCUAUGUACUUCUUUAGAUCUGGCUUUUCCUCUCUAGCACUUAUGACCUUAUUUAUUAUUCAAAUGAUUUAUUCUGCUGUGUCAUCUUGUGAACAUCAUAUCACUUCUUUCUGUUGUCCUUUAAUGGAAUGUUUUGGAAAGAAGAAGAUGUCUGCAUGGUGUCAAAGAGUACAGUAAAUCGGUUAACAGUAAUGAAAGUAAGGGACGGGUACAGUAACUCCUAUGCAUAUGGCCAAUUCUACUAUACUCCUUUUUAGUAUUUCAUUCUCAUUUACACAUUUGUAUCACAACCUUGUGUAAUAGGGACAGUUUAUUGUUGGACUGAAAAAGUUGGACAGCUGCCUUUUGUGACGAGAACAGCAACAUACAAUGCUUAGCACCAUGGCGCUAAAGGAAAUUUACAAUGGCCUGGAAGUUAAGACCAAGUUAAACUGUGAUGUGUUUACAGUGUGUGUGUGUGUUUAUGUGCCUGUGUUUGAGUAAAAGAGUGCCUGUGUGUGUGUUUGUGUCCGUCGGUGUACAUUCAUUUUUUUGUGCAAUGUUGCAUUAAUGCAUGGAGAUUUUUCUCCAAUAUCUCAAGUUCCUUUCAUUUUUUUAAAUCACGUUUUUGUUUUUUAAUUAUGAGUUUGUGUCAAUAGAUUUAUUUUGACAUCAAGUGAAUGUUCAUGUGUUCGUCUCACAGGGGUAAAACCUCUCCUGAAUUGUCCAAAUGUAUUGUCAUUAAAAUGCCAGAACAGUAGGCUACUACAUGUUAAAUUGUCUGUAUGUCUUGUAAAACUGUAUGCUUUACUAUGAUGUAUGAUUGUUAGCUAGCUAUACAUUUGAACUCUGGUUAAAAGUAUAUGAAAAUAGUUUUUGUAAGGACUCUUUACUGGAAUAAAUAUUUUCAGUCUAUUUCUUA
Oncorhynchus kisutch (coho salmon) is the source of this 3295-nucleotide messenger RNA. RefSeq names its product limb region 1 homolog-like protein. Gene Ontology annotation, molecular function: transmembrane signaling receptor activity. Gene Ontology annotation, cellular component: plasma membrane. NCBI's taxonomy places the organism in Eukaryota, Metazoa, Chordata, Actinopteri, Salmoniformes, Salmonidae. The transcript is spliced from 16 exons. Gene Ontology annotation, biological process: signal transduction; receptor-mediated endocytosis. The record is from RefSeq and is a predicted model, not a curated record. The coding region runs from base 359 to 1837 and encodes 492 amino acids.